This is a messenger RNA of Schistosoma spindalis, 2043 nucleotides long. The record is from the annotation of a GenBank genome assembly. NCBI's taxonomy places the organism in Eukaryota, Metazoa, Platyhelminthes, Trematoda, Strigeidida, Schistosomatidae.
CAAUUAUUUUACUAGUGUUUGACCUUCAAGUGCUCAGCAACCUCCAACAGUGGACGAUAACCCUGAAGCGUUGCCGUGUGUGUUCAGAUGUCUUUUGGUGAGAAACAUUGAUUCCUCGUGUAUUUAGAUGCAUGGUAGAUUAAUCGAACUAUAUUUAGGCAAAAAGUAGAUAAUUCAGUGCAUACUUAAGCGAGAAUUAAAUAAUUCGGCGACAUUUCAAACAUAAAGCGAAGAGAAGGGGGGAUUUUGCCCAAUAUCCCCUCGGCAGGCCAAAGACACUUAUCGCGCGUUCCCCAUUCCCCCUAUUAGCCUUUGCUUCCUCUUCGGUUUCUUGGGAAGGCUUACACCUUAUUGACUACGUAACAUAUGGUACGUAGAAACUCGACCUCUCAACUUCAGAGCGAAUUUCUCCAAUUUAAGGGGGGUUCCAUCAAAAAUUUUAAAGACAUUCUAUGGAAGAUGCUGUUAAAAACCUAAUUAUUCUCUUGUCUACAGAUCCCGUGUGAUUUCCCUCCUUAUAUUUUAACGCUGUUCCUGCAAAAGUUUUUCAGACUUCCGGGUAACCUAAGAAUUUUCAGCUAGUUUGGAGAAAACAAAAGUUUUUGUGAUCCUAACGAAAACCCCAUGAUGCACCUAUCACAUCGAACUAGUGUAUAGUACAAAUAAAAUGGAAAACAUUUGUAUAACUCCAUCAUGUGGCAAACCGUCUACUCUAAAGUGCCCUGUGUGUCGUGAUUUGGGGAUUGAAACGUCGUUCUUCUGUUCACAAGAAUGUUUCAAACAGUUUUGGAAAACACAUAAAGCAAUACACGUUGUCGGUACCGAAGAUACGUGUGAAGAUGAUCGCUUCAUCGGAUAUAAAUUUACAGGUCAAUUACGACCUGCUAAAAAAACACCUAAACGAGAAGUGAAGAGUUCCAUUGAAUUCCCAGACUACGCCAUCACAGGGAUUCCCAUUUCAGAACGCCAAGCGAAAAGUUCCCGUAGUAUUGUUGCUUUGGACGACGAUGAAAUUGAAUGCAUGCGUGUUACAGGAAAGCUUGCCCGUGAAGUUUUAGAGGAAGCAGUAAAAGCAGUCAAAGUUGGUGUAACGACUGAUGAAAUCGAUCGAGUUGUACAUGAGGCAUGCAUUGAACGUGAAUGUUAUCCUUCUCCACUAAACUAUUUCAAUUUUCCGAAGUCAUGUUGUACAUCGGUUAACGAAGUGAUCUGUCAUGGAAUACCAGAUAUGCGACCUUUACGAAAUGGCGAUAUUUUGAAUAUUGAUAUUACCACAUACCACAAUGGAUUUCAUGGUGAUGUGAAUGAGACAGUGUUUGUAGGUCAACCAGAUAAUCGUUCAGUUAAUCUAGUGAAAAAUGCUUACAAAUGUUUGGCUAGAUCUAUGGAUGCUGUUCUUCCAGGUGUUAAAUAUCGUGAAAUGGGAGAUAUAAUUUCAAAAAACGCUUCACUUGGUGGAUUUUCUGUUGUCAAGACUUAUUCAGGUCAUGGAAUACAUCGGUUAUUUCAUUGUCCUCCAAAUAUUCUUCACUAUUCACGUAAUAAGGCAGUCGGUGUCAUGAAACCGGGACAUUGUUUCACUAUUGAACCAAUGAUAAAUGAAGGCGAUUGGAAUGAUGAGUUAUGGCCAGACAAUUGGACUGCAGUAACCAGGGAUGGUUCAAGAUCAGCUCAGUUUGAACAUACUAUGGUUAUUUUAAAACCAGAAUUAGCCAUCUCGAAUGGAAUGGCAAUUGAAGUAUUAACUAAACGUCGUAUCAUUGGUACUGAUCCAUUAAAUGGAUGUAAAUUCAAUGAAGAAGAUGCUUUACAUUUUGAACGUUAUGGUAGACCUUAUUUUGUAGAUCAAUUGUACAAAUUAGGUUUAAAUACUGAUUGUACAGUGUUUAAAGGUAUAUCUAAAAAUUAGACAAUUUAUAAAACUUUCAAAAUUUGAAGAAAUCCAAUCUCUUUCAUAUUAAGCGAAUGCUUUUACGCUUUUUGUGUACGAAUGAUCUGAGUAGAAGAAAAGAACAGUAUUCAAAAAUAAUACUUCUUUUGUGA